Messenger RNA from Oncorhynchus kisutch (coho salmon), 2681 nucleotides. RefSeq names its product gamma-glutamyltransferase 1b (gene ggt1b). The record is from RefSeq and is a predicted model, not a curated record. The transcript is spliced from 13 exons. Bases 71 to 1792 code for a protein of 573 amino acids. Gene Ontology annotation, biological process: regulation of immune system process; peptide modification; glutathione catabolic process. Lineage: Eukaryota; Metazoa; Chordata; Actinopteri; Salmoniformes; Salmonidae. Gene Ontology annotation, cellular component: plasma membrane. Gene Ontology annotation, molecular function: glutathione gamma-glutamate hydrolase.
UCAGAGGACUGUGAGAAACCCACUGGCAACCAGUCUGUCUGUUCCAGAGGCCUGAGAGACACCAAGAAAGAUGGUCCAUAAGUCCAUAGUGGUGGGUCUGGUGGUGCUGCUGGUGGCUGCCGUGAGCACCUUCGUGGGUGUGUUCUUUGGGCUGGGGAGCAGGUCGACCUCAAAUGACCAUUCCUACUCCAGGGCUGCCGUGGCAGCUGAUGCUGGCCCAUGCUCAGAAAUCGGCAGAGACACAUUGCAAAAAGGUGGCUCUGCAGUGGAUGCAUCUAUUGCUGCCUUGCUGUGUGUUGGGCUGAUGAACGCCCACAGCAUGGGCAUUGGUGGAGGACUCUUCUUCACUAUCUAUGAUGCCAAAACUGGAAAGGUAGAGACCAUUGAUUCCAGGGAGACGGCUCCCGCCACCGCGACAGAGGACAUGUUUGGGAAUAGCACUCAUUUAGCCAAGAAAGGAGGGUUGUCCAUCGCCAUACCAGGGGAGAUCCGUGGGUACGAGCUGGCACACGAUCGCCAUGGAAAAUUGCCAUGGAGAGAGCUGUUCCAGCCUGCAAUCCAGUUGGCACGGAAGGGCUUUCCUUUGGGCAGGGCAUUGGCCACUGCUAUCUCCAAGAACAGAAAAACCAUCACUAGUGACACAGCUUUAUGUGAGGUGUUUUGUGACAAAAAUGGUGCCAUCCUGAAGGAAAACGACACCAUCACCUUUACUAAACUUGCUGACACCUAUGAAACAAUAGCAAAUGAGGGGCCUAAUGCUUUUUACGAGGGCCCACUGGCAGAGAACCUUGUGAGGGACAUUCAGUCAGCAGAUGGUAUCAUCACACUGGAUGACCUAAAGAACUACAAGCCUUUUUUGGAUGAGAGUCCUCUCAAUUCUAAUGUGGGGGAGUACAUCAUGUAUGUGCCCAACGCCCCAGCCAGUGGCCCUGUCCUGUCCCUCGUACUCAACAUCCUGGAUGGAUACAACUUCACCUCAGACAGUGUCUCCAGCACUGAGAAGAAGAUCCUCACGUACCACCGCAUGGUUGAGGCCUUCCGAUUUGCUUAUGCCAAGCGAAGCAUGCUGGGAGAUCCAAACUUCCUCAGCAUCUCUGAUCUCAUCCGCAACAUGACCUCAGACUACUUUGCCGAUGCCCUCCGUCAGAAGAUUACAGAUGAUACCACCCAUCACAUGAACUACUAUGAGCCAGAGUACUUUGUCCCCGAGAACCACGGGACAGCACAUCUGUCUGUGGUGGCAGAGGACGGAAGUGCAGUGGCAGCCACCAGCACCAUCAAUCAAUUUUUUGGCUCCAAAGUCAUGUCACAAUCUACAGGAAUCCUCCUCAACAAUGAGAUGGAUGACUUCAGCUCCCCUUUCAUCACCAAUGGCUUUGGAGUGCCUCCUUCACCAAACAACUUCAUCAGACCAGGUAAGAGGCCCUUGUCUUCUAUGUGUCCAGCCAUUCUCUUUGACAAGAGGAGCAACAAUGUCAAGAUGGUGGUGGGGGGCUCAGGAGGAACAAAGAUCACCACGGCAACUGCCACGGUGAUUCUCAACACGCUGUACUUUAACUACGACCUGAAGAAAGCUGUGGCAGAUCCUAGAAUCCACAACCAGCUGAGUCCUAACACCACACUGGGAGAGCCCGGGUUUGACGAGAUGGUGAUGGCAGGUCUGGCUUUGAAGAACCAUGAGACAGAGUUCCUGACAGCCACAGGGGCUGUGGUUCAGGCAGUGGUGCGCCAGGGAGACCGGCUCCAUGCUGAAUCCGACCCCAGGAAAUGGAGCUACGCUGCUGGGUACUGAGACCAACCACAGACCCCUGCUCCCACGAACUGAGGCAAACCACACACCUCUGCUCCCACAGACAGGCUGGCUGAUUGGGCUUCUGAUUCAGAUGAAAGCCACCUCUACAAUAAGGCUAUGACAAUACCAGUAUCGCAAUAUUUUUUCCAUGGCAAAAAUGAAUACACGAAGCAGAUCUCUCUUUGGUACUUUACAAACCUGCUGUACUGUAUGUUAAAUAUUGUGUGCUGUAGAUAGAAAACAUAAACAUCAGACUCUGGAUGACAACAUAAUGAUAUUUGUUUCCAACAUUAGGGCUGUUUUCCUGAAGAAGUUAAUCCGCUUCGCGAUACUGGUAUCGUCCUGGCCCUACUCUAUAGACUAUAUUACAAACCAAGAGAAAAACAUUCAGAUUCCUGUCAUCUCAGCAUAGACCUACGACCAACAGUAUGACCUUAGUCCUUUCUUAUUCAAAGUAACUGUGCCAACACUAUAUCAAUGUUUUUCUUUCACUGCAAUCUUUUCAUGGAUGAUUUUCAGUCAGGAUUUUCAUUUUGAGAUAAUAUAUUAUGAUAAUCACUGUUUGCCUUAAACCAAAUAUUAUAUAUUUUUUAUUUGUGUUGCUUUUGAGAAGACAUGUUAUUGGUUCAAGAUAAAUAAUUCACAAGCCAUACCCAUAUAACAGUUUUAUGAUGUAAUGUUAACAAGACUGCAACAAUCUUAUAAGCAUUGACCAACAAUGAAAACACAGGAAGACAGAAACAAAGUUUAAAAUAAUAACAGAGGGCUUACUUCAUGGUUCAAUUGUUCUCAUGAUACGACUGCAAAGUGCAAUGUUUGUUUGCCAUUUGUUAAUUUAUGUUGGUAAAGUACACCAUGUAGGCUAUACUAAUAAAUAGAUUCGCCCACA